Molecule: messenger RNA, 2646 nt
Organism: Pogoniulus pusillus (Red-fronted tinkerbird)
Lineage: Eukaryota; Metazoa; Chordata; Aves; Piciformes; Lybiidae
Gene: GLMN
Product: glomulin, FKBP associated protein
Exons: 19
Coding region: 157-1977 (606 amino acids)
Cellular component (GO): cytoplasm
Molecular function (GO): ubiquitin-protein transferase inhibitor activity
Source: RefSeq, a predicted model, not a curated record
UCUGCUCCCUCCCUCUGACCUCUCAACCCGGGAGGCGGAGUCAGUGUCGCGGCGUAGCCCGGGCCGGGAGGGCGGAGGAGCGGCGGAGUGCUGCCGAGCCGAGGGGUACGGCUGGUCGGUGCUGAGGCGCUCCAGCGGCGGCUUGCUGAGGUUUCAAUGCCAGAAGAACAAAACCAAGCUGUAAUGGCAGUUGAUGAACUUCAAGCCAUAAUACAAAGAUGUCAAAUUCUGGAAGAAGCUGAUUUCAAAGGGGAAGAUUUUAAUCUGUUUCUGGUAGCAGGUCAGAAAUGUUUAGAAGAUGGGUAUGCAGCUCAGUUAUUAGAAGUAAUUCAGAAUGAGAAAAACAAGGUUAUCAUCAAGAAUAUGGGUUGGAAUCUCAUCUCUCCUCUUGUUAGAUGUAUUUUCUUGUAUGAACAGGAGGAUGAUAAGAGAGAACACUGCCUGAAAAUACUGGAUCAGUUGGCACAGCUAUGCAAUCCAAAGGAACUUUUUUUGGGUUUACUUGAGCAGAUUGAGCAAACCUCUGGAGAGCAGGUGUGCCAAACUGUCUUGUUACUGCUUCAGCCUUUGCAGACAGUGCUUUUGAAACUUCAGAACAAGAAAGCCUACUCAGUGGGUUUAUCUUUGGCCAUGAUUAUGAAUCAGCUUACUCCCUUACCUGUACCUUACACAAAAGAACAAAUACAAGAAGACCAAUUUGGUCUGUGUCGAUGUUGUAGUGCAGUAGUUGACUUUGCUAAACCUUUUGUGAAUGAAGUUGUUAAAAACAUGGAAAAGUUACCAGAGUACAAUGACAUGGAGCUGAAAGAAGAAUUAGUAAAAUUCUGUAUGAAAAGUCUGAAAUACCCAUUAUUGACAGCUCAUCUUGAACAGCUUGAAGGUAUUGAAGAACAUCCCUUCAGACGUUUUGCAGCUGAAAUCAUAGACAUUUUGUGGGAUACGAGAGAAUUGAUGCCACUAGUGUUUAUGCAUCGUAAAGGCAAGAGCUCACACUGGGAGAAUCAGGAGUUUGCAGACAUAGAGCAACAAAAUGUUGCAGACUCUUUGGCAUGUCUUUCGUAUCUGAUGUUUGUUCACCAUUUUGGCACAGACAGCUUUCCAGUGGUAUUUAGUCCAUCAUACCUUCUGCAAUGCAAUAUGACACAUAUUGAAGUACUACUAAAAAGAACAGAAGAAUCUGUGUUAUCUAAAGGAAUUGAUCUGUUUGAGAGCUGUUUAUUGAGAAUGGAAGAUAAUAGUCUUCUUCACCAGUACUUAGAAUUGAGAGACUUUAUUAACGUACCUCAGGAUCUGGUGAAAGUUAUGACCCUUUGUCCUAUAGAGCAUAUGAGACAGAAGAGUUUAAGUAUUCUGCAGAUGUUCAUAGACAAGUUUGACGCGGAGGGGAAAUACACAUUGUUCAAGUGUUUACUGAAGACAAGCAACCAUGCUGGUGUGGAAGGAUACAUUAUUAAAAACAUAAAAGAUCAGAUUCACUUAUCAUUAACGAAGGAGUGUGACAACAUUUGGUUUACAGGACAUCACCUGAUCUCCCUUCUAGAUUUAGUGCUUUCACUUCCAGAAGGUGCUGAGACAGAUCUUCUGCAAAACUCAGACAGGAUUAUGGCAUCACUAAAUCUGCUCAGAUACUUGGUCAUUAAGGAUUGUGAAAGUGAUAAUCAGACUGGUGUAUGGCCCAUGCUUGCCAAGAUUGAGCAAAACUUUUUAAAACCAUUGCAUGUAGGACUCAAUAUGUCAAAAGCACACUAUGAAGCAGAAAUCAAGAGUAAGAAAGAAAACAGAAAAGAGGCAAGCAAUUCAAACACAAUUUGUUCUCUUACUGUUAGUGGGGAAAAGAUGCCUGCCAUGACUACAGAAAUGCAGCUGCAGGUUUUACACUCUGCUCUCUUCACAUUUGAUUUAAUAGAAAGUGUUCUAGCUCGAGUAGAAGAACUCAUUGAAAUGAAAACAAAAGCUGCAAUGAAUGAAGAUAGUUAGGUCAGCUGAAAUACUUGAAUUAACAUGCUUCUUAGUUCAUUUUGACUAUGAAACUUGAAGAUGAGGCUGCCAACCUUUAAAAGAAAAGAGAUUUAGAGUGGCCUCUGGAAGAAUUGCAAGUGCUGCUCGUCCUAGGUCUUGUUGCUGUUACUAUUUAUUUUCUUUUGCUAUUGUUGUAUGUGAUUCACAAGUUUAGAAAUGGAAAAUUUGAGUGGGGUUUGUUGUUCUGCUGAGGCAAGGAGGUAUCAUUGUGCAUUUAUUUUUUAGGUAAUUUUAAAGAUUUGUUAGGUAGUGGCUGCCUGGUGUUAUGAAAUUGCAAAUAUUUUUUUAAAUGACGGGAGAACAAGUAAUUAAAAAGCACUGUUUAUGCACAAGGUAUUUUUAUUAGCAGUUUUUUAUGUUGACAAACAAGCUUCUGUAUUUGCAAGCAAGACUUUGAGGUGUAAAUAGAUAACAGUAGAAACAUUAUGGCAAAGGAAACCAGGUUUAAAGAAAACCACAUAAUCUUGGAGCUAAGUAAGAUACUAACAAUAAGACAUCAGAGAACACUUGUGUUUAACAAACACACUGUAAGAUUUAGUAUGUACACCUGUAUUUUUGAAUUGAUUCAAACAUCUUUAAUGGUAAAGUUUUACUUAAGAUACAUUAAAAUAUUUUCGGAAACUAUAA